AAUUUGCAAAAGUAAUUAGUCAAAAGUGACCGCUUAGCCCGUCAGCAUCGUCAUGAAGAAGUUGUGUUUUCUCCUUUUGAUGGCACAUUAUGCCGUGUCAAUACAGACAAAUAUCAAAAGUGGAAAUUUGAACGCCAUUCUUGAUAGAGAUGAAUGGAGGAAAAUGGCCAUGGAAUACAUAAAUAAUCACAAGCCAUAUGUUGUAAAGAAGUACGAGCCAUACAAGCCUGGAAAACGAAAUUUAACCCAAGAAUGGGAAACAACAACGAUUCAAGCAGUCAUUGAACCGACUACAGUUGAGCCAGAAUUAUCUACGAGCCAGUUUACUGAGGAUAUUUCGACAACAACAAGCAAUUACUUCAAUGUGGAUGGUACCACAGAGGAAACAAAUGAACAAACUACAACUACAGAAAUGGAAUCCUCAGCAGAUACCACAAAACUUAGUCCUACCAGUACAGAAGUUCCGGAAUCAACUACCGCGAGUACAGAACUGUCGGAAUCAACUACAAGCAUAGCCGAGACGACAACCACAAGCAGCAGUGACUGGGAAACAUCUCCCAUCAUAGACACCACUACCGUAUCCUUCAGGGAACAGACAACCUGGGAGGAAGGCGAAACUAAAACAGAGGAAUCUUCAACCACAACAGAAUGGCCAGUAACCAGCACUACAGGAUCCUGGGAAGCAUCAGAUACGACAACAGAUUCAGUUGUGACGACAGAGAGUCCAGAAACGUCUACUUUAGUGUUGGAAAUUAUUGCCACAACUGAAGGCAUUGACACAACAACUUAUUUGGAUACUCUAAUAUUCAAUCACCAAGCGGAGGACGUCCUCAACAGCACAACUACAGAAGUUUCCAACAUUGAGACGAGCACAAUCGGAUCGGAGGAAACCACAACCGAAGCUGUUACAACCACUGCACCCAGGAGUGCGAACCUUGUUGACGAUUUUGUGCAGUCAAAGCCAAGAAAUUUCCGAUACUCUUCAGACACAAGACCUGAACCAUAUUGGCUGUGAAAAGGAAAAUAAAUGUAUAUAAAUUAAACAAUUUGAACAUA
Drosophila guanche is the source of this 1056-nucleotide messenger RNA. Its product is annotated as cell wall protein DAN4. NCBI's taxonomy places the organism in Eukaryota, Metazoa, Arthropoda, Insecta, Diptera, Drosophilidae. Bases 53 to 1015 code for a protein of 320 amino acids. The transcript has a single exon. The record is from RefSeq and is a predicted model, not a curated record.